AUGGAUGCAAGGAUGCUACCACUUUCUUGGGAAGCAGUCAUGCUCAUCUGUGUUUUUGCAUCUGGGAUGAGGUGGUUUGGAUUGUGGCAAUUUGUGGAGGGAGGGGAGAGAGGGAGACAAGUAAGACUGUUUUUAUCGGAAGAGACUCCUGCACAAGUUGGGUUUGGGUGUCAGGAUCACCUCCAAGCAAAGACAUCAUGGUCAUCAAACUCAAAUUCCUUAGUGUCUGAUGACAAUUUACCACCAGGCUUUGAAGGAACUCAGCCUGCAAAUCUCCUUUGGAAUAAAUUACCCCAAAUACCUCUUAUCAAAUGGAAAUGCCCUCCUAGAUUUGUAUUGGAUGAUGCUUGGAGAGUGGUUGCUGGAGAAGAAAGUGUAGAAGUUGAACGUGAAAAUAGGCGGGAGAACACAGUGCUUGAGGCAAUUUAUCCACGACCAUCUGCUAUUCCUCCAGAUCCUUCUACUGAUGCGGGUGCAGAAAUCUCUUCUGAUGAACCAGUUACUCAUAUUCCCAUCACUCCUAUUGAAGAUGAAGAUGCACCUGCACCUACAAAUGCAUUAUUUGAUUCUGUGACAAUGAACACUCUUCCCCUCAGCUUACAGUCCCAGCCCUUGACACCUGGAGCUUCCUCAUCUCAUGUGACAAUUAAUCAUCCCCAGAGAGCCCCUGCAACUGAGGUAAUCACUGGAGUGGAUCUUGAUGUUGUAGCAGCUGCACAUGCUGCCUUGAGUGCGGUAAUGACCAACACCAAUCAAGGAAAUAUGAUUGACCGCGACUUGCUCAUCAAAAUUCUGAGUGACCCAAAAAUGGUUGAACAAUUGGUCAAGAACCAUGGAUCCUCCACUAGUACACAAACCAUGCCAGCGACCAGCAUGCAGAAUGUGCCAACUAAUAUGCAGCAUAUGGCAUCUAUCAGUACUCGAAUGCCUGUUGCAAGCAUGCAGAAUGUGCCAGCCACUGCAAUUCCAAAUAUCGCAUCAACAACCACACAGAGUAUACCAGGCCCUAGCAUGCCAAAUAGGCCCAGGCCAAUGACACCAGGAAUAAGUUUAUCUGAUCAGUCUCAGAUUUCUAUUAGUAGAACAGAUCGGCCUUUAGCCCACAUUAGCAGACCAGAAGUUGUUGCACCUCCUGUUACAGCUGCUUCUGGUGGAGUCUUCUACCCUCCGAGUCGGAUUGCAUCUAUUUCCAAUAUGCGGCCGCCAGUACCUGAUGUUGUCUCAGCUCCAUCUCCAUCUGUAGGGGCUCCUGUUGCAAAGGAUAUUAACUAUUAUAAGAGCCUGAUCCAGCAACAUGGAGGAGAUAGACAAGAACCAAUGCUACAUUACAACAACCGCAGCAACACUCCCUUGCUCUCGGCCAGAGAACCCUUAAAUAACCCGAAAUCCAGAGAUAUGAAACCCAAAAUAAUGAAGCCUUGUAUGUAUUUUAACAGUUCAAGGGGAUGUCGGAAUGGAGCCAACUGUGCAUAUCAACAUGAUGAAUCAUCACCCCAGCAGAGGGUUAAUGGAAUGCCAGAUUCACAAAGUGCUAAGAGAAUGAAAAUGGAUAGGGAGAUCACUGGUACAUAA
Molecule: messenger RNA, 1572 nt
Organism: Coffea arabica (coffee)
Lineage: Eukaryota; Viridiplantae; Streptophyta; Magnoliopsida; Gentianales; Rubiaceae
Product: zinc finger CCCH domain-containing protein 6
Molecular function (GO): metal ion binding
Source: RefSeq, a predicted model, not a curated record